GCCUGGCUUAGCAGGCCCCACGCCGCCGCCACCUCUGCCUCCCAGGCAGCCCGUUGCUGCGGGCCACCAUGCUCCUGUCCAGGCCUGGAGACUGACCCUAAACCGCCACCACCUCGCAGCUCUGCCCCCACCUUGUGGACCCCAGGUUCCCGCCCCGGCCCAGGAGGUCAGCCGGGGAAUCAUUAACAAGAGGCCGUGACAUGGCGGAGAAGGAGGGUGGCCGGGCUGUACCAUGCUGCUCUGGACCCAAGGUGGCAGCUCUCACUGCAGGGACCCUGCUGCUCUUGACAGGCAUCGGGGUGGCAUCCUGGGCCAUUGUGACUGUUCUACUCAGGAGUGAGCAGGAGCCGCUGUAUCCAGUGCAGGUCAGCUCAGCAGACGCACGGCUCAUGGUUUUUGACAAGACGGAAGGGACGUGGCGGCUGCUGUGCUCCUCACGCUCCAACGCCAGGGUGGCCGGACUCAGCUGUGAGGAGAUGGGCUUUCUCAGGGCACUGGCCCAUUCCGAGCUGGACGUGCGGACGGCAGGUGCCAAUGGCACAUCGGGCUUCUUCUGCGUGGACGAGGGGAGGCUGCCCCAUGCCCAGAGGCUGCUAGAGGUCAUCUCCGUGUGCGACUGUCCCAGGGGCCGUUUCUUGGCUACCAUUUGCCAAGACUGUGGCCGCAGGAAGCUGCCUGUAGAUCGCAUCGUGGGAGGCCAGGAUGCCAGCCUGGGCAGGUGGCCAUGGCAAGUCAGUCUUCGCUAUGAUGGAGUACACCUCUGUGGGGGGUCACUCCUCUCUGGAGACUGGGUAUUGACAGCUGCUCACUGCUUCCCUGAGCGGAAUCGGGUCCUGUCCCGAUGGCGAGUGUUUGCUGGUGCUGUAGCCCAGGCCUCACCCCAUGGCUUGCAGCUGGGGGUGCAGGCAGUGGUCUAUCAUGGGGGCUACCUUCCCUUUUGGGACCCCAACAGUGAGGAGAACAGCAACGAUAUCGCCCUGGUCCAUCUUGCCAGUCCCCUGCCCCUCACAGAAUACAUCCAGCCUGUGUGCCUCCCAGCCGCCGGCCAGGACCUGCUGGAUGGCAAGAUCUGUACCGUGACUGGCUGGGGCAACACACAGUACUACGGCCAACAGGCUGGGAUACUCCAGGAGGCCCGAGUCCCCAUAAUCAGCAAUGAUGUCUGCAAUGCCCCUGACUUCUAUGGGAACCAGAUCAAGCCCAAGAUGUUCUGUGCUGGCUACGCUGAGGGUGGCAUUGACGCUUGCCAGGGUGACAGUGGUGGUCCCUUUGUGUGUGAGGACAGCAUCUCUCGGACAACACGUUGGCGGCUGUGUGGCAUCGUGAGCUGGGGCACUGGCUGUGCCAUGGCCCAGAAACCAGGCGUCUACACCAAAGUCAGUGACUUCCGGGAGUGGAUCUUCCAGGCCAUAAAGACUCACUCCGAAGCCAGCGGCAUGGUGACCCAGCUCUGACCUGUGGCUUCUCUUCGCUGCACACGCCUCCAGGGCCCAAGGCGAUCUAGGUGGCUCUAACCCCACAUGGUGGGAUCCAUGCUGGGCCUUGGAUGGAACAUUUUUCUUCUUGGGACCAGUCCACAGGUCCAAGGAUACCCUCCCUCCAGGGUCCUCUCUUCCACAGUGGCUGGCCCACUCAGCCCUGGGACCACCUGAGCCUCACCCUCCAACCCCCAUGUAAAUAUUGUUCUGCUGUCUGGGGACUCCUCUUUAGGUGCCCCUGAUGACAGGAUGCUCUUUAAAUAAUAAAGAUGGUUUUGAUUAA
Molecule: messenger RNA, 1761 nt
Organism: Galeopterus variegatus (Sunda flying lemur)
Lineage: Eukaryota; Metazoa; Chordata; Mammalia; Dermoptera; Cynocephalidae
Gene: HPN
Product: hepsin
Exons: 13
Coding region: 201-1454 (417 amino acids)
Biological process (GO): negative regulation of epithelial to mesenchymal transition; proteolysis; regulation of cell shape
Cellular component (GO): membrane
Molecular function (GO): serine-type endopeptidase activity; serine-type exopeptidase activity
Source: RefSeq, a predicted model, not a curated record